Molecule: messenger RNA, 2700 nt
Organism: Hemisphaericaspora subhashii
Lineage: Eukaryota; Fungi; Ascomycota; Pichiomycetes; Serinales; Debaryomycetaceae
Gene: KIP4
Product: Kip4p
Exons: 1
Coding region: 1-2700 (899 amino acids)
Biological process (GO): microtubule-based movement; mitotic spindle organization
Molecular function (GO): microtubule binding; microtubule motor activity; ATP binding
Source: RefSeq, a predicted model, not a curated record
AUGUCAAGCAUAUUCUCCAAAUCAAUUGACUGGGAAAUAUCAUCACUUACUAAUAGCAUUGAUUUUUCCGAUACCGAAUCUUUAUCAACCAGUACAACCACCACCCCCAAUUCCAACUUUAAUAUCUUAAGUCCCACUCUGGCUACUAUAUUAGAAACUACCCAUGGUAACCACCUGCAACAAUAUGAAAAAAAUCAACAUGUUAAAGUCCUAUGUCGAUUCCGACCUCCCUCUCCCUUUGAAAAUAGAAAAGGUAAAUCAAUAGUUGAUUUCCCCAAUACUGAAACUGUCACAUUCAAAUCAAGAGAUUCUAUUAAUAAUUUUGUAUUUGAUCGAGUCUUUCAACCAGAUUCUUCACAAUUGGAUAUCUACCAAUUCUCAAUCUCGGAAACGGUGGAUGAUUUAUUGAAUGGUUAUAAUGGUACUGUAUUGGCAUAUGGCCAGACUGGUUCAGGGAAAUCAUAUACUAUGCUUGGAGACAUUGAUAGUCCGGAAGAACGAGGGAUCAUACCUCGAAUUGCUAGUGAAUUGUUUAAAUAUAUUGAACAAGAAGGUGACGAAGCGGUAAUGGAAUAUACCCUUGCUGUCUCAUUUAUGGAGAUUUAUAUGGAGAAGAUAAAAGAUUUAAUAAAUGUUAACAAUAAUAAUCAUAAUGAUUCCGUCGAAUCAUUACAAAUUCAUGAAGAUAAACGAAACGGAAUAUAUGUCAAGGGACUUUCACAAGCAUUUGUCAGUAGCGAAGAUGAACUCUUGGAUAUCUUAGCUAAUGGAUUAAAAUAUCGGUCAACAUCUUCCACCAAUAUGAAUCUUGAAAGUUCUCGUUCUCAUACCAUUUUCCAAAUCAAACUCAUUCAAAAACAUAUUACUACUGAAGUCAUCAGACGUUCUCAUCUCUUUUUGGUCGAUCUCGCUGGUUCCGAAAAAGUCGACAAAACAGGUGCCCAGGGACAAACUUUAGAAGAAGCCAAAAAGAUAAAUUCAUCCUUAUCAGCUCUUGGAAAUGUUAUUAACGCAUUAACUGACGAAAAGUCGACCCAUAUCCCAUAUCGUGAUUCUAAACUUACAAGAAUCUUACAAGAAUCAUUAGGAGGGAACUCGCGAACAUCAUUAAUCAUUAAUUGUUCCCCUUCGUCUUUAAAUGACCUUGAAACUUUAUCAACCUUACGAUUCGGAAUGCGGGCUAAGAAAAUCAAAAAUGAAGCAUGUGUCAAUACCGAAUUGGGAGAAAAAGGAUUAAAAGAACGUAUUGCCCAAUUAGAAAAGAUAAACGUACACAAUCGAGAAUAUAUCCAACAAUUAGAAACUGAAAUUGCAUAUUUACGUUCCGAUAAUGCUAUCCAUUCCGCCAGUAAUACCAACCGACAAAGAAUUCCCCGUCGUGUUAGGUCAAUCAAUAGUAUGGCUUCAACGGCUUCAUUGGGCUCAACAGCAACAUUCCAAUAUCCGGGGGCAUUAACAUUAUCAUCCACACCAUCUCGAUUACCAGUCCUUUCAUCCAGCACCCUCUCCACCAUCUCAAUAGAACCCCGACAACAGCAUAUGGUGGUGGCCAAUGGUUCAUCACCUAAUUUACAAACCAUGAAUGAAGAAUUAGAUCGUCGAGAUAAAAAAAUCGAAGAAUUGGAAAAUACAAUCCUAAACCUCAAAAUGACCAAUCUUAAAUCUUCCCACCAAGAAGAAUCAAAAUUAUUUUCACUUGAAAAUACCCUACAUACAAUUGGAAACAAACUUGCCGAAGUCGAGUUGAUAAAUAUAAACCUUCGAAAACAUUUAUUAAUCAGUGAGAAGAUUAUUGAAAGUCGGGAUAAUAAGAUAAAUAAAUUAAAAGUUGCCCUUCGGGAACAACAAGGAACAAUUGGGAGGGAGUCGAAGGUGUUUAGGGAUAAAUUGGAACUUAUUGGCCGGAAUUUGGAAGAGUUGAGAAAGGAUAGAUUGGAGGAGCUUAAAUUUAGGAGAGAAAGUAUGCUUUCUAUGACUAGUGGCAGUGUGAAUGGUAAUAAGAUUAAUGAAAGUCUGGAAAGCGUUGCCAAGAAUGAUAGCAAUGAUACCCAUUCUGAUAAUCAGACACAACAAAACAGUCCUAUUAAGAACACCAAAUUCAACGACAAGAAAAAGAGCAUCGAAAGUAAGAACUACGAAGGAGAUGCCGAACACGAAGACGAAGACGACGCUAGCGACAUUUCAGAAAUCCAUCCCGACCCCGAACUUCUAGACGACCACCCUGCAUCCCCCGUCAAAUCCAUCAAAUCCAUCACAUCCAUCCAACAACAACUCAGUCCAGAACUGAAUUAUACCCCAAAAGCAAAAUCAAUCCAACUGUUCGAACUGGAAAAAUGGGGAUUUGCCAUGAAUCAAUCCCGACGUCUCCCCCCACCACCUCCAAGAAAUGCCGCCACUAAUCAAGCUUCAAUCGAUGAAUUAGAAGCCGAUAUUAUCAAUUUCGAGCUGGAAUAUGUCACCAUUCGUGAUUUUUUGAAUGAAAGUCGUCAGAAAGGAUUAGCAGGGGAUCAUCCUCAUCAUUCAUUGGCAUUGGAUCGGAUCGAUACGUCGCUGACGGCGGAGAUGUUUGGCGGAAAUGGUGAGUUUGAAAAAGGGACGGCGGAACAGGUGGUUAUGAAGGGGAAGAGAAAGAAGACUCCGUCGUUUGGAUUGAAUUUAAAGAUUGUUAAACCGUUGAGAGGUGGAAAUUCUUCUCAUUGA